Molecule: messenger RNA, 855 nt
Organism: Lineus longissimus
Lineage: Eukaryota; Metazoa; Nemertea; Pilidiophora; Heteronemertea; Lineidae
Product: piggyBac transposable element-derived protein 4-like
Exons: 1
Coding region: 1-855 (284 amino acids)
Source: RefSeq, a predicted model, not a curated record
AUGGAUCGAUAUUACAACAGUCCGGCAUUGACUGAACACCUCAUGGAGCAGAAGAUUUACACUUGUGGAACUCAAGACAUGAGAAGGAAGGGUGUACCGCCGGCUGUCAAAAAUGCAGUUGUUCGUGUUGGCGAAAUAAUCCAUAGACAGAAAAGGAACAUGACGGUAAUUUCAUGGCGUGAAAAGAAGACCAAGAAGCCUUGCACUAUGAUCAGUAACAUGCAUAAUGCUGAUUUGAUCGACACAGGGAAAAAAAGGAAGGUAAAUAAUGUUGAGAUCGCAGUGAAGAAACCAUCAAUGGUGCUGGCCUACAACAAGGGAAUGGGAGGUGUCGAUAAAAGUGACCAGAUGGUAGUAGACUAUGGACAUUCAAGGAAGUCAUUGAAGUGGACGUCAAAAUUCUUCUUCCACUUGAUUGACAUUGCAGUACUGAAUGCCUUUGUGCUGUUCAACAACAGGGAACCAGAAGCGAAAAAGUUGCUGCACCUAGAAUUCAAAAUGAAGUUCAUCGAAAAGAUCUUGAGUAAAGCGAAGACAGGAAAUGCACUGGAACUACCAGACCCUAAAGGCAUCAGACAACAUCAGUUGGACACUGUAGGUCAUGUGGAACGUCUGGAAUCACGACUAUCUAAGCAUUCGCCAGAUGACACACCCUUCCAAGAUGCUACACCGGGGAAAAAAGUCAAACGCAAGACUCGCGUUUGUGCCCAUUGUCGAAAGGACCGAAAGCCGUACGCGGAACACCAUGGUCUGGAGCAACCCCCCAAAAGACCUGAGACCAGCAUAAUGUGCCCUAAGUGCAACGUACCUCUGCAUUCAACUCCCUGUUUCAAACUCUGGCACACACUGAAGUGA